CGAGGCUCUGUUUCUUAGACUUCGAAAUAAGAAUAAUGGAUUUGAAUGCCUUAAAGAUUUGUGUCUACUUGACCCUACAAUGACCGAUCAAGACUUGAAGCUUUUGUUAUCCAAUUGCAUUGCUCUUGAAUCCUUGGAACUUAAGUAUGCUUUCGGGUUGGAAAAUGUCUCAAUUGUUGGUCACACUAAACUGAAGCAUUUGAACCUGACGUACUUGAAAGCUCACUCCUUUGUGAUUCGCGAUACUAUUAGCCUCGUUUCUUUGACACUGCGUAUCUUGAUCGAUGGACGCUCUGUGCAACUUAGUAAUACUCCCAAGCUUACCCAACUCUAUCUUGAAGCAUUUUUUCCUCUAAAAUUGCUUGAUGAGCUCUUUACUGGAAUGCCAGCUUGUAUACGCGACCAACUCCAAAUAAUGCACAUCACCGCUAAAGUUAGAACUGAAUGUGAGAAGUCAUGGGUUGAUCUUGUAAAUGUAAAACAUCUAGAGUUGACCUUUGUUGCAGUGAAGUUUAGUCUCGGCCCGUAUUUUUUGUGCAAUUUCUUUCGUUUGGUUCGUUUGGUUGAAGCAUGUAGUUCAUUGGACAAACUUGUGAUAAAGCUUCCGAUUUUACCGCCCUCACAUGAUGAAUGCACGUUGGAAACAUAUAUUGGACCAAGAUGCGAGUUGUCGCCAAAGUAUUUGGAAAUCUCACGAUAUUCUGGUGCUCCGUCACACAAUUGGCUUUAACUUUGUACCUAAUUGAUAAUGCUAGUAGAUCUCUUCAAAAAGUGUCUGUGGUGGCUCAAGAUGAAGAGGCAUUAGCUCGUGCACGCCAUGAUUUUCAACGUAUUGCGUUUGUUAGUUUUUCAGUUAUGUAACCGUUUAUACCUUCCUUUAAAUUUAUGUGUCGUUGU
Salvia hispanica is the source of this 897-nucleotide messenger RNA. Lineage: Eukaryota; Viridiplantae; Streptophyta; Magnoliopsida; Lamiales; Lamiaceae. The record is from RefSeq and is a predicted model, not a curated record.